This is a messenger RNA of Diuraphis noxia (Russian wheat aphid), 6577 nucleotides long. RefSeq names its product fatty acid synthase-like. Lineage: Eukaryota; Metazoa; Arthropoda; Insecta; Hemiptera; Aphididae. Gene Ontology annotation, biological process: fatty acid biosynthetic process. Gene Ontology annotation, molecular function: oxidoreductase activity; fatty acid synthase activity. The record is from RefSeq and is a predicted model, not a curated record.
CAAAAAUCUCGAAAUCGAUAGUCAGUGUGAUUUUGGUUGAGUAGUURAAAGCUGCAGAUAAAGGAUCCAUGACAAUCUAUACUCAGUGUAUGCACGUUACCGAAGUAAAUAACAAGGAAUUCAAUACAAUGGCAGAACACAAAGAAGAAGUUGUAAUAUCAGGUAUAGGUGGAUUGUUUCCAGAAAGCAAUAACUUAACUGAAUUAAGCGAUUUGUUAUUCAACAAGAUAAAUGGAGUAACAAUCGAUGGGAGAAGAUGGAAACCAGAUAAAUUAGGCGCAAUAAGUAGUACUGGAAAAAUUAAAAAUAUCAAUAAAUUUGAUGCCACAUUCUUUAGUGUUCAUCCAAAACUUUCCAAAGUUAUGGAUGUAAUGACAAAACUAUGCUUAGAAAGAUCAAUUGAAGCAAUUAUCGAUGCUGGUUUGAGUCCAUCAGACUUGCAUGGAACAAAUACAGGAGUAUUUAUGGGAUCUUCAAUUAGUGAAACGGAAAAGAUAGCAAUGAUUAACGAUUCAUCUACAGGAUUUGUAAUGUUAGGUGUAAGUAGAGCAAUGCAAGCAAACCGGCUUUCUUUCAUACUCAAUUUAACAGGACCGAGUUUUUGCAUGGAUGGAGGAUGGAUUUGUGGAUCCAAUGGUUUGAAAAAAGCCAAAGAAAUGAUUGAAAAUGGUUUCAUAUCAUCUGCAAUUGUGGGUGUUACGAAUSUGACUCUUCGACCAGAAUUACAAUUCUUAUCUCAAGGUUUGAAUAGAUUAACCAAAAGUGAUCAAACUAARUCAUUCAGUUCUGAUGCUGAUGGAUAUAACAGAUCAGAGGCUUGUAUUGUUUUGUAUCUUCAAAAAGCUUCUGAAGCUAAACGUUCAUACGGAACAUUAUUAAAYGUCAAAUCGGUGCAAUUUGGUAAUCAUGAUGGAACAAUAACCGAKCAYGAUAGAAAUCACUUUAAAUCAUUACUGUUAGAUUCUUAUAAAGAAGCUAAUAUAGAUCCGGCUACAGUUGAUUUCAUAGAAGCUUAUGGAUCAGGGAUUAAGAACGAAGAUGCUAUGGAAUUGAACAUAAUGGAAGAAGUAUUUUGUACCGAAAACAGAAAGACACCUUUGAAAGUAGGUUCUGUGAAAAGYAACGUAGGUCACUGUGAAGUGUCUAGUCUAUUUAUGUCAAUUGUAAAAGCAAUCAUAACGUUAGAAAGUGGAAACAUACCACCCAACAUAAAUUACACUGAACCAAAUGAAAAUGUACCAGCGUUAAGAAAUGGAAAAAUUCAAGUAAUCACUGAAAAAACUCCGUUUGUUGGCGAUAUUAUCGGAAUAAGUUCAUUUGGGUUGAUAAAUGCAUUUAGUCAUGUAAUUCUUAAAAGAAAUAAUAUCGUUCAUAACAAAAUUGUAGACGUCCACAAUCCUACMAAUAUGCCGCAUUUAAUAUUAGUAUCGGGRCGGAAUGAAGAAAACGUCAGAGAAACAUUAAGCAAGAUUAAAAUGCACGGAAACAAUGCAGAGUUUGUGUCAUUGACUAAUGACUUAUUCACUAGAAACAUAAAUGCUCAUUUYUUUAGAAGUUUUAACAUUUUUCCRAAUAUGGACGAAUCACGAAAAGAUGAUAUCUGGAAUGUUGGCAUAAAACGUCCGGUAUGGUUUAUAUUCUCCGGUAUGGGAUCACAAUGGCAAGGAAUGGGCACAGAUCUAAUGAAAAUUCCAGUAUUCGCUGACGCUAUUAACAAAUGUGAUAUUAUUCUAAAACCACGAGGAGUUGAUAUCAAGAAUAUUUUAACCAGUCAAGAUCCGAAACUUUUCGACAACAUUCUUAAUUCGUUUGUUGGAAUUGCUGCAGUUCAGAUUGGAUUAGUAGAAGUUUUGAGAGCAUUAGACAUUACACCCGAUGGGAUCAUAGGCCACUCGGUCGGGGAAUUGGGAUGUGCCUACGCAGAUGGUUGUUUUACAGCUGAAGAAAUGAUAUURGCUGCUUACGCUCGAGGUCGAGCUUCAUUAGAAACAGACGUUAUUCCUGGAAUGAUGGCCGCCAUCGGACUUGGAUAUGGCCAAAUUAAAGAUAAACUUCCUCAUGACAUUGACGUYGCUUGUCGUAAUAGUGCAACUAGCUGCACAAUAUCCGGUCCAGUUGAAAGCAUCAAUGAAUUCGUAUCACAAUUAAAAUCCGAAGGCGUCUUCGCAAAAUCCGUCAAUGUAGCUGGCAUAGCAUUUCACAGUAGAUAUAUUCAAUCCGCUGGCCCUACACUGCUAAAAUAUUUAAAAGAUGUGAUCAAAGUACCAAAAAAAAGGACUUCUAAGUGGGUUAGUAGUUCGUUGCCAGAAUCUGAAUGGGAGUCUGACCUCGCAAAAUAUUCUUCUCCAGAAUAUCAUACCAACAAUCUAUUGAGUAGUGUGUUAUUUGAAGAAAUGUACACUAGUGGAUUAAAUCCAAAAAUUAAAAUGCUUUAUCCAACAAUAAAAUAUCCUGUUAGUCGUGGAACACCUUCAAUUUAUGGUUUACCGUUUUGGGACCAUACUGGAAGAUGGUCCAAUGAAAUACAUGAGUUUCUAAAAGAGCGGUCUGGUGAACACAUUUUUUCAUUAGUCCUCAAUGAUGAUAUACACUUAGAUAAGUACCAAAUUCAUGGUCAGAAUAUAAUACCAUUUUCUGUUAUAUUAUAUAAUGUGUGGAAGACAUUGAUUGAAAUAAACUCUAAGAGUUUAAACAAAAAUUCGGUUAAAUUUCAAAAUCUUCGAUUCAAAAAUAAUAUCAAAAUUCAUACAACUGAUUCUAUUGAUGGAUAUAUCAUGAUUCAAUUGGGUUCUGGUCUUUUUGAGUGCAAUGUUGAUAAUGAAAUUAUUUUAUCGGGUGAAAUUCAAUUUUUAAAUGAUAAAGUGUUAUCUUCGACUGAAGAAAACUUAAUACACUUCGACGAAACAUCUGACGACUUCUAUUACAAUGCAUCGGAAAAUGAUAUUUAUUCUAUUUUAGAAAAUAAUGGAUUCAAUUUAGGAUUCAAAAACAUUACUAACCUUGAAAUUUAUAAAACUAAAAUCCAAGGUUCCGUAAAAUGGGAAAACGAUUGGAUUAAUUUUUUGGAGGGUUUAUUUAAGUUUCCAUAUUUAGAACAUUUAGGUACACGCCCUAUAGAAAUUCCAGUUUAUAUAAGAGAAUUGUGUAUAAUUCCUAAACUAUUUGAGAAUCGCUCAGAUAAAGAUAAUAUAACCGUACAUUACAACAAACUAACAAAUGAAGUAACUUGUGACGGAAUUAAAAUAAUAGGUGUCAAAAACGGACCCAUAUCAUUACCCAUACUUAAUCCUUCGGUUAUUAAAUUACAAGAAAAAUCGUUUACUAAAUUUAACCAUUUAAAAUGCAAAAACAUCAGCAAUUUCAUUCAAGAUUCUAUGAAUAUAAUCAUAGAUAUUGACCAAUUUAAUUUUGAACCCAGUGGAAAAAUUAUUUUUAGUAUUCCAUAUAAUUACGAUGAUUCAAUGACCAAAGCAUGUACAGAUGAAAUCAUAGAAAUUUUGGAAAACAAAUUAUGUAUUAAUAGUAAAACAAUUAACUGGGAAAACAUUAAAGAAGUAUCAGAUAUUGAUGAAUCUGGACCGGGAAAGUUUGUCACUGUGACAAAUGCAAAUUAUUUACAAGACACGACCAGAGCAUUGGCCGAUAAAAAAAAUUGUUUCAUUAUUGUAUGUUCGCUAAAAAAAGUUCAAGAACUCAAAGACUGGAAAAHAAUUACACAGCAGGAAUUCAAUAAUAACAACUAUUUAACAUUGAUGAAGAAGAUAAUGACCUUAGAAGAAAACAGCAUAUUUAUUAAACCAACCAAUGAUAAUUACGACUUAAGCAUCUGGAGAGCAUUAGAAACAUUUAAGUUAUCAACGGGRAAAAUUUACAUAGUUUCCAAGUCUGAACCAUUAGAAGGCAUUACCACAUAUGUUAAAGAAAUGUUAAAUAAGUAUAAAUCAAAGAAAUUAAGAUUCUUGUUCAUUUUGGAUUCAAACGUGCCAGAUUUUGAAUCCAACAAAUCGUUUUAUACAUCUCAACUAUCAAAAGAUUUAUUAGUAAAUAUCUAUAAGAACGGUGAUUGGGGUUAUUACAAAAAAAAAAUUCUACAUAAUUUAAAAGACGAUAUUAAGGUCAAUGAAAAUCUGGUAAUUAAAAACAUUACUAAAAAUAGUAGAAACAAAUUAGCAGUAAAAUAUCUAGGGCUGAAUUUUAAAGAUUUAGUUGUUGAAGAAAAUACAGAAAAUAAAUUUGGACCUCUGGAAUACUCAGGGUAUAUCGAUGAAAAAACCACCAUGGGAAUAACUUCGCUCAAUGAAAUAUCUUCUGAAAUGAUUUAUGACCCACUUUUGUCUUGGCCUGUACCAUCGACAUGGUCACURCAAGAUGCAACCACAAUUCCUCUGGCUUACGCCACGUGCUAUUAUGUGUUUAACAUAUUGAGUAAACUUCAAAAUAAUAAAUCUGUUUUGGUGACCUCGGGGUUGCAUCCAAUAGGUCAAGCUGCUAUUUCGAUAUGUUUAAACAUGAAAUGUGAGACAUAUGCUAUUGUUGACUCGGACCAACAAGCUGAUCAACUCUCUUGUACCUUCCCASAGCUAUCACGGUCAAAGAUAAUUAUAAACAAAAACAACAAGUUUGAUGUUCAACUAAAAAUGAUAACCAAGUCCAAGGGUGUAGAUAUUAUAUUGAACUUUUUUAGUGGUGAAUCAUUUUACGCUGCUACYCGUGCGRUUGCUAAACAUGGAAAGCUCUUCAGUUUUUCAAAUUCAGACAUGAAAAAUCAAAAAUAUAUGGGUAUUGGAAUAUUCUUGCAAGACAUAUCAUUUUUUGCUGUCGGUUCAAACAUGUUGUUAAAUGAAAGUAUUGAAAAUAAACAACUUGUACAACAAGCAUUCAUGGAUGGUUUAAAUGAUGGCGUGAUAAAACCUUAUCGUAGUCGUAUUGUUUCAACGCCAUUGAGCGAUAGUAGUUUGUUUGAUACAAUGAGAAGUAACGCAACAUUGGCUACGUCAGAAAAAGUAAUAUUGUCAAUAAAUGGCCAUAUCCAUAAUGUCAAAAGUUCUAAGAUAAAAGAAAAAGAUGAAUUUAAGUCGUUUGAAUGUCAUCCAGACAAAACUUACCUAAUAGUUGGAAAUAGAGGUGAUUGGAUUGACCUCGCUGAAUGGUUGGUCGAACGAGGGGCCCAAAGAAUCGUAAUCGCAGUUAAAAGAUGCUUAAUGUCAUCAWCUAUUUCUAGGAAAUUUGAUAAACUCAUCUCUCAAAAUGUAUCAAUACAAAUCGAAUCAGAUUUACACUUAAAAACUAAAGAAGAAUCGCUUAACUGGUUAAAUUUUUUGACGUCAUCUAAACAUUUAGGAGCAUUAUUUAUAGUGAAUCAGACUGACGAAAAAAAAUUAUUUAAUUUGGGAUAUUCUUUCGAAAAKCUUAAGAAUAAAACAACUGCUACUCCAUUUAUAUGUAUACUAUGUAAAGCGGAAAACAUUUGUGCUGAGCUUAAAGCAAUAGGUUUUAAYGCAUUAAACAUAUCGUGGGAUGGAGUGCCUUCAGGACCAAAAAAUACAGGAAUAGUAUUGUCUUCUCUCGAUUUUUUACUUCAAAAUUCAAACACUUCAGAAUCAUAUUCAUUUAUAUGCUCUAAAAAAAACAACAAUACAUCAAAAUGGUCUUACCCAAUAAACGAUGUAAUUGCGAAUUUUUUCCCUGAAUCUACUAGUGAGUUACACCUUUUAAAUAAUAAAAUAACAAAAGAAGCCGGAUUUAUUGAAGUUGCUACAAGAAGUCCUAGGUUAUCACAAUUGAAGUCUGUUAUACCUGUGUUCACCAUACCUGGAUUUAAUCCAAARGCCAUCGAAUCGUUUUAUAAAMAAWUUUUUUAUCCUGUCUUUGAAGCACAAUACCCUGAAGACAUUACUUCGAUUGAUAUCUUAGCCRAAACUUUAGUAAAUAAACUUAGAAGCAUUACGGAUCRUGGAUAUGUAUCCAUUAUUGGUGAAUCUUGGGGHGGAAUUAUUGCUUUAAAAAUGGCUCAAAUAUUAGAGUCGCAAGGAAUUUUGGUCACUGUAACACUAUUAGAAGUUGACCUAGAGUUUUUAACUGGAUGGGCUAAACGUUUUCUGUCAAAUGAUAAUUUGGCCGAAAGGUUAAAUAAAAUGUAUAAUUCAUACUUUAGUCAGACGAAUGACAAUGAAUUUCAGUCAAUUAAUAUGGCUUUACAACUUAAAAUAUUUAACGAAAACACACAUAGAGCUUUAAACUUGAUUUGGUCUCUAUUACGGACAACCUUGGAGUCUAUACCUCUGUCAAACAGAUUGCAUACGAAUUUGUUGGUAUUAAGAUAUGAAAGGAAGUUUGAAUUCCAUAAAACAGAUUUGAGUGAUUAUUGUAUUAACCCGCCAUUUGUUUUCAUCAUACCUAAGCCAGAUUACAGAAGUAUGUUGGAGGACAAGAACACGAUUGAAUCCAUAAUUAAAAACGUAGCACUAUUGUAUCCGGUUGGAAUUGAAAUAUCAUUGAGUAAUAAAUAUAAAAAUUUUUACUAUAAUGUUGAAAAACAUUCGAUUGUAUAAAUAAAUCAUAACAUUUGAUUUAAUUU